Messenger RNA from Darwinula stevensoni, 603 nucleotides. Lineage: Eukaryota; Metazoa; Arthropoda; Ostracoda; Podocopida; Darwinulidae. The record is from the annotation of a GenBank genome assembly.
AUGCAGGGACCGAAGUUGAGUUUUAAGGCUCUGAGUGAACAAGAUGUGAAGACUGGAGAGAAGCAUAAUACGCAUGAUCACACUUACCCCAGCGCCCAAUUUUACGGGGUAAGUGUUAGUCACGUAUCGACAUUGGCUGUGGAUGUCAUGGUGGGCACUGCAAACCUCUCAUCCGGUGGAACUCUCAUUCCAGCUGACUAUUGGAGGAUUCACCCUAAUUGGAUUCCAGGCGGCUUCUUCAAUGGAUAUGACAUCGCUCUUAUUCAUCUGUCCACCCCUUUGACCUUCAGCGACUCCAUUCAGCCGAUCUGCUAUCCAGAAUCAGACGACGUUCUGGGAUCGGCCAUUUCUGCAUGCGACCGGAAAUUCUACGGCUGGGGCUACAGAUAUCCAAACGUUUCAUCUCCAAUUGAUAUUUUGCAGAAACUGGAUGUCACUCUUACCGAGUCCACCACGGCUUGUACCAACUUAACCGAUGGUAGAGUUAUAUGCAUCAAAGGAGAACCUCCAUCCAGUUCACUCUGCAACUGCUCCCAGGAAGCCCCGAUCAUUGAUUCAAAGUUGAAAAGGUGUGGAUUGAUUGUAUCAAUAGUGACGGUUUGA